ACACUGGAGAUGCAUGAAGUUGGAGCGACUUGGGCGAUGAUGGUUGGCUGCAGCACUGUGUGGCUGAACUGCAUUUAGGUCAAAGGAAUGUGUGUGGGGACUAGCGGAGCGGUGGUACUUGAGCUUGGGAGUAAGAGGUUGUUUGUGCCGAAGCCUGUGUCUAGAGUUUGCAGUUUGAAGGAUGUUAUGAUAGUGGCCGUCUUUCUAUCAGCUGAUUCGAUUGCGCUGAUGGGUGUGUGUAAGAGAGAACAACGGACAGCAAAAACCAGCAUCUGAGUCUGUCCGGCGAUAAGGGUAGAUUUUGAGACAAACAAAGGCCCCAUUUGUUGAUAGUGCAGUCCUUGUGAUAUAGGCUUUUUGUUGCUGUGUUGGCAAUAAUAGAACCUGCACCAAGUGUGGUUCGAGCACUGAGCUUGAGCAGACCAGCACAACAAGUUCUUCAAUAGCCGACCCCGACAAGAACGCCUUUGACUGUUCUGUUGACUCAGUGAUAGUGAUUUGGCCACUAGGGUUCGCAUCGGCAGACCACGUGCUGCGUGUUUGCAAUCGAUUACAUCAGGAAUGGUUGUUGUUUCUCCCCCGCCAUCUCACUCGAGCGAACUGGGCUUGGCUGGCUUCCGUCUUGUUCCGCUGUCGAAGGCCUUAUCACUUUGGGGAGCUCAACGGUCAGACACAGACGACAGUGACGAGUCGCGGGUCCGCCCUUCCAAAGGGUGUGAUCCCGCGCUGUUGCUACGCGUGAUCAGUCUCUGCUGUAUGAUUUGAAUUCGAUUUUUGUAAUUAAUCACAGCUAAAAUGUGUAUAUUAUUUUAUUUCCUUAGUUUUCUGAGCUGAACUGCUCAUGCACGAUUAGUUCCACUAUUAUUUUUGCAUACAAAAUAACAUUUAUAAAUUGAGUUUUGUGUUUUCCCCCCUGUUAGAUAAAUCGUUCUCCACGCGCCAACCACAACCGAAAAAAAACAACGCGAAGGGAAAUGUAACGGACCUGCUUACCGUUACAAGCGUUAUUUGCCUACAAACUCAUCAAGCGGAGCAUAUUUCUUAAGCUUUUUGAAUUUUGUACCUUAUUUUCUCGAGACAGUUUGCUGUCUCGACUUGAUUCCUAUGUUCUCUGGAAGCUUCACGCAGUAUUUGUUUUGUUGCUAUUUUCUACUUUAAAAAUGGCUACAAUCGGGGUAUGAUCGGACAACGUUCUCCGUUUCUCCAGUUUGGUUUUGUGCUUUAUCACAUAUCAGAAGCAGAACAAUUGUCAAAAAGUGUUUCUUUUGUUUUGUGUGAAGGUAUGUCUGUGUGUACAGCAGCUGCCCGUGUACAGGAAUGAGUCGGCGAUGAAGGUCUGGCGUCUGGCGAUUAAGAUUCGUUUACUUCCCCGUCCAACCCUUCCAGAACGAGCUGACCGAAGCGAAGGCACUGGUCAUGAGGCUGGUCGCGGCCGCACCCGUCGGCUGCUGGAGAUGGUGGUAGUGCAGCCCGGUAUGGCCGAUCGUGGUGCGCCUCUGAUCCAGUGCCAUCAUCGGUGGGUACGGCGGUUCGGUCGUCACCGGCGAAAGGUUGCUCGGCACGGCUUCCCAUUCCUGGUGCAGCGUUGUUUCAUCUGAAAGCGAAUUGAAGUUAGUUUUUGGGGGCUUUUACUUUGCACACAAGUAAGCUUACCUUCGGAGUCGGAAUCCUCGCCGAUGUUUUGCAUCAGCAGCUGCUCCAUCGAGUCCGACAGGCAGCUGUUCCGAUCGGUCGGUCCGCAGUGGCCCAGCUCGGGCGACUUUAGCAGACAGAGCAGAUUCUCGAGCGUGUGGGUCGGGUUCAUGUCGUUCAAGCGACAGCCUUGUGUGUGGCACAGGAACACAAUGUCCGCGUUCAGGCGGGCCACUUUCCGCGCAAACUGUGCCUCGGACAGAGUGGUCGUGCAAAAGUCCGCGUACGACACGCGAUACGGUAACCGAACGUCCAGAUAGUAGCCAAGCAGCGCCACCAGCUGGCUGGUGUACGUUAGGGCCGCCGCGAUGGUGUGUGCCGGAUUGUGGCUGCCGACUUUUGCUGGCGAUGCGGACGCUUCCAUGGUGGAAGUGGCCGUCGAAGAAGCGCUAGCCACCGUACCACCACCACCAUCGCCACCGCCCGUUGCCCACUCGUUGUACACGGAGUAGUUGCCGGUGCCGGGCAGGGCAGGGGCAACGAUCACAUGCUGCACCUCGCCGAAGCUGUCCUGCAAAAUCCACUGCCCCCGGACGUACGCCGUACGGGUCGCUUCCGAGAUUUCGUUGAUCGUACUGCGGGUGUUGUUUGGUCCGCCACCACCACCACCACCACCGCAGGCAGAGCUUCCGCUGCUCGCCGUACUGCUGCUGCCCGCCAAGCUGCUCCGACUGGCGAUCGUUUGCGUGAUCGGGAAGAUGAUUCGCACGAGCUGCUGCACCUGGUCGCGCUUCCGCUGCCGCAAGCGCUCCUGCACCGCCGCCAGCCGCGCCUUCCGAUGCUCGCUCUCCUCCAGCUUGCCCGCCACAAACUCGCUGAGCGUCUUCACCUUAUCGUCGUACCGUGGCAGCGUGAUGCGCAGCUUGCGAAUGGCGUCACCGAGAUGGCGCUGCUUCAGCCGCAGCUCCUCGAUGGCGAUGCGCUUCAGCUCGAUCGUUUUGCGUAUGAUGUUCGCCUUGUCCGAGCGCUGCUUAAUCUCGCCCGCCAACCGGCCCGCCUGGUGCAGCUUUUCCAGCAUCAGCGAGCCCUUGCUUUCGAGGGUCGCGUUGGCCGUGCGGAGAUUCCGCAGCCGCUGCUGCUUCUCGCCGAACCGCUCCGGCAGCUGACAGUACACGGCGGUGUGCAGAAAGUCCCCAUGGCGGAUGCACGAUUUGCAGUGAAAGUGGCGACGGUGGGCACCGCACAGAGGGCAACGGAGCGUACCUUCUCCCCCCACGACGAUGCCCCCGAUCUGGAAGCUGGACGUGGAGAGGAGAUCGCCGUCCCGCACGACGUCCGUCGCUUCCUCAUCCACGUCGUCUCCGUCGUGCGAAUAGGUAAUGUGGAAGUUUUCCGGAGCACCGCCAGAGUCGGACGUCAUGCUGCUGGUGCAAACUGCCAUCGGGCGAUGAUGGCGCUGUCGUUGUUGUCGUCGUCGUCGAUCGUCGCGUCUAAUUGCGUCGUUCCGCGUGUCUCGUGUCUCGGGAGCACCAACGCAAACUGCGACUGCGAACGAUGAAAGCAGUCCGCUCUCUGCCGCAAAGCCUUGAGUUUGCACUUUCUUUCUUGCGCUUGAAUUAUAAUCUCCUCCCGUGGCCUGUGUCUGCUCCAAUCGGUGGCACCAUUUGUGCUGUUGCACUUUUCGGAAGUUUGGUCGCCAUCUCGGCCACGGACAGUAGCCGCGGUGUGAGCAGCCUUGCCGGUGCCGGUGAACCGCUCGAGCCGGUCGUCGUUGGGCGGCGUAAUAGCUUACCGCCGGCCUCCCCCAUCUUCAAGCCAAUUGUGCCGUCGAAGCUGAACGGACUGGGCGCCCGCCACGGACUGCACCAUCAAGCACCGACCAACGGCAACGGAAUGACGAACGAUCGGCCAGUUGAGCUGUCGAAGCGUACGACCGAAGCCAAGGAGUCGCUCAAGAAGGCACAGAUCGUGUGCUUCGACGUCGAUUCGACCAUCAUCACCGAGGAGGGCAUCGAUGAGCUUGCUCAAUUCUGCGGCAAGGGUAGCGAGGUGGCUGCACUCACCAAGGAAGCGAUGGGUGGUAGCAUGACCUUCCAGGAGGCGCUGAAGCGUCGCCUGGACAUUAUCAAACCGUCGCAGCGGCAAAUCCGCGAGUUUCUCAAGACGCACCCGUCGAUCAUUUCCGCGGGCGUGAAGGAACUGAUCGAGCAGCUGCGCAAGAAUAAUGCGGAAAUUUUCCUCAUCAGCGGCGGGUUCGACUGUCUGAUCGAGCCGGUGGCCGACGCGCUGGAGAUUCCGCUGUGCAAUCUGUACGCGAACCGGCUGUUCUUCAACUACAAUGGCAGCUACGCCGGGUUCGACACGACGCAGCCGACAUCGCGAUCGGGCGGCAAGGGCGAAGCGAUCAAGCAGAUCCGCAGCGUGAUGGCCGGUGGUGUCGGCACCGGAGCGGACAAGGUGGUCGCAAUGAUCGGGGACGGCAUGACGGACCUGGAGGCGUGUCCACCGGCGAACAUGUUCAUUGGUUAUGGUGGAAAUGCCGUUCGGGAAGAGGUCCAAAAACGAGCGACCUACUACGUGACCAACUUUGCCGACCUACUCUGGUGAUUGCUUUUCGAGUGGAAGAUCACCGCACCACCAUACCCACCCUACUUCCUUUGCUGAUGAAACCCCAUCGCAUUAUUUCAUUAUUAUUUCACUAGCUGUUAAUCACAUUGUUUUCCUCUUCUUUUUUUGCUACACCCACUCUUAUUGUAAAUAGUUAAUUAUUACACUUACAAAUUAUUAUAAAUUAUGUGCACCUUUUUAAGUUGAAUUAUUAUAGCGCGCUUUAAUUAUAGUAGUAGUAUUUUCUUGUUCGAAUAUAUGCAACAAAUAUACAAUGAAUUCAUGUAAAAGCAAAGUUA
Messenger RNA from Anopheles arabiensis, 4538 nucleotides. It is a transcript of the gene aay, whose product is annotated as phosphoserine phosphatase. Gene Ontology annotation, biological process: dephosphorylation; L-serine biosynthetic process. Gene Ontology annotation, cellular component: cytoplasm. Gene Ontology annotation, molecular function: magnesium ion binding; L-phosphoserine phosphatase activity. The transcript is spliced from 4 exons. The record is from RefSeq and is a predicted model, not a curated record. Bases 3187 to 4239 code for a protein of 350 amino acids. Lineage: Eukaryota; Metazoa; Arthropoda; Insecta; Diptera; Culicidae.